UUUCCAUCUCUGCCUCCAUUUCCCAUGAGCCUCCUGCGCGCGGCGGAAUCUGUGACGCACAUUUCAGUCGCCUGUCAAAGCCUUACAGCUGACUCUAAACAACAUGCUGCUCUGCACAGCACCGGAGUGGUCUACAGGAGGAUCCUGUCCCAGUUCCCUCAGGACAUCAGCUUAGCUUUCGCUUACGGAUCAGGGGUUUUCAAACAGCAUGGGACCAGCCAAGGUCAAAUGGAGAAAAACAUGCUGGACUUUGUCUUAGCGGUGGACGACCCAGUGACGUGGCACACCAUGAAUCUGCUGCAAAAUCGCAAACACUACUCCAUCCUCAAGCUAUUGGGGCCCACGAUGAUCAGCUCCAUACAAAAUGAUCAUGGGGCGGCAGUAUACUACAACACUCUGGUGCCUGUGGAUGGGAGGAUUAUCAAAUACGGUGUGAUCAGUACGGAGUCUCUGAUAGAUGACCUGAUGCACUGGAAGACCAUGUACGUUGCUGGACGCCUUCACAAACCAGUAAAAAUGUUGGUGCAGAGUGAGAAUGCAAAGCUCCGUGCUGCUUUGGUAUCCAACCUGAAGAGUGCUGUGACGGCCUCGUUCCUCAUGUUGCCAGAGAGCUUCACUGAAGAGGACCUUUUCCUGCAGAUAGCUGGCCUCUCUUAUGCGGGGGAUUUCAGGAUGGUGAUUGGAGAAGACAAGUCCAAGGUGGCCAAUAUUGUCAAAGACAACAUUCAGCACUUCAGAAUUCUAUACAGCAACAUCCUGCGGGACUGUCCUCAGGUGGUCUACAAAUCACAGCAAGGGAAACUUGAGGUAGACAAAAGCCCAGAGGGACAGUUUGUCCAGCUGAUGGCAUUGCCGCGCACCCUCCAGCAAAAGAUCACAAAGCUGGUUGACCCUCCGGGAAAGAACCGCGAUGUGGAGGAGAUCCUGCUGCAGGUGGCUCAGGACCCAGACUGUGGAGCUGUGGUACAGCAAGGUAUCUCAUCUAUUGUGAAAACCUCCAGUAUAACACAGAGUAUCAAAGGCAUUGCUACAGCUGGUUUGUGGAAGACGGUGUCGUACAGCUCAAAGAAACUGAUUAAGAUGUGGAAGGGCUGGAGGAGGAAGCCGUCUGUGUCCCACAUGUCCUGAACCUGUCUGUUCACUGGGAACCUGUCUGUCUACCACUGACAGUCUGACAAUGCACGUCCAUCCUUUUGAUGCUACCCUGAUGAACUGUGGCUGGAGCAGUUGUCUCCUCACCUCUGCUUGUGACACUCUGUAGUAGGUGUGAAUGGGACCACUGACUAUGCAUAAGGUUGUCUGGAUAAUUAAGAAAUAUCUGUGCUGCUGCCCUUUAUCAUGCGAUUCAUAAAAAGUUGUCAAAUAAAAGGUGGCAUUUCACGAGUCAGACUGAAUUAUGGCUGACAUUUCACAGUAAUACAAUCUGGACCUUUGUGGAUGAUGACACACACACAGUGCCUGGCGUGGGAGAGCUGAACGGAUGACACUGCAACAAGUAGCAGGGUACUGAUAGAUUUUGUUUAAGCUGUGAACUGGUGUUACAUGUUUCAUACACACAGACACACUUCUGUUUCUCCUUGUCAAAGAUCCACAAAUCUUUUAAUCUCUUAAUACUAUGUUUUUGGAGGCUGCGCUAUUAUCUCAACCAGGAUUUAUAAAAUAUGGGAUCACACAAUGUUGAGAAGUUGUUUGAGAGAAGUCAAUUUGAAGUUUUAUCCUCUACCAUUAAAUAAAGUUCCUAAUUGUUAACAGACACUGUCACACUUCUCUGUCCCCAGCCAAUACAUCAGUUGGUUCUUGAUAAACACAGUUGUCUAAUUCAGUUACAAGAAAUCAGGUUUAAUAAAGUUUUUAGUGAAACAGCAACAAUGGUCUUAAGUGGCAUGAUUAUUUGUAAACCCAAAGCUUUAUAAUAUUAUCCUCUAAUCCCCAGAAAACACGGGCUUUAAAGAAUAAUAUAAUAAAACUUAAGUCAGUCCGUCACU
This is a messenger RNA of Paralichthys olivaceus (Japanese flounder), 1985 nucleotides long. It is a transcript of the gene tamm41, whose product is annotated as TAM41 mitochondrial translocator assembly and maintenance homolog. Gene Ontology annotation, molecular function: phosphatidate cytidylyltransferase activity. NCBI's taxonomy places the organism in Eukaryota, Metazoa, Chordata, Actinopteri, Pleuronectiformes, Paralichthyidae. The record is from RefSeq and is a predicted model, not a curated record. Gene Ontology annotation, biological process: CDP-diacylglycerol biosynthetic process; cardiolipin biosynthetic process. Gene Ontology annotation, cellular component: mitochondrion.